UGCUUCCCAGUUACUCCCCUUCCAGAACUCAGUGCCUCUACCCCGCGGGGGCCUGUGCCCCUGGCCAAGGAUGGGCUGUGUGGGGGCUGGACUUGAGGAGGUGUGACGGGGUCAGGGAGGUGACCCGAGCAGACACCAGGACUGCGAAGCGGCCUUUCUCGGAGCCGCCUCUGCGGGCCCUGGCUGGCGAGGAGGGGAGAGGGGCACGCCCUAAUCCCGGGCCACCCCUCCUGCCUUGCUAUAUUUAGGCGGGGGAGGGGGGGUCUGGGAUGACCCCCGGUGGGUGUCACCUUUCCUUCUGAAAAUAGCCCAGGGGGAGGGGAGUCCCAGGGAGGGGGGAGGGGCACUGCAGCCCCGGGCUCAUCCCUUUCUUCUGGGGCUCUGCCACUGUCAUGGGGCAGCCGCCCGCUCCCUGGUCUCCGUCCCUGUUCCCUCCUGUCCUUCCGAGUAUCCCCACGCACUCUCACUCCGAGCAGGGCUAUGCAUUCCCAAGACAUGGCUUUGUUUGAACUCUGGCUUUCUCUGAGCUCAGGACGGGAGACCCUCUUCCCAGUCCCCACCCAGGAAAUUGGAGAGACGAGAGCCCUCCACGUCCACUGUCUCCCCCCACCCCACCCCGGGGCCGGGGCCUUAUCGCUGCCCAAGCCCAGCUGGUUAAUGUCUGGCGAGGAGCUCCUGGGAACGUGGGGACAGAGCAGAGGGUGGGAAUCUGCCCCAGGAUUGACACUGAAUUGGCAAAAGACCGCAAAUGAAUCUCAGGCCUGCAGUCCUUGGAGCUAAUGGAGGAGGGGCUGGGGUCUGGACUCCUGGGGCUGAGGGAGGAAGGAUUGGGGGUCCAGACUCCAGAGUCUGCGGGGAGAGGGGGUUCAGGGGCUGGACUCCAGGGUCUGAGGGAGGAGGGCCUGGGGGUCCGGACUCCCGGGUCCGAGCGGGGAGGGGCCAGGGGCCGGGACUCCUGGGACUGCGGCGGCCCGGCUGAGGGAGCCGGCCCGGCUUCCGAGGUCCCGGCACGCGCGUGCAAGGCGGGAUUCCCCCGGCCCCUCCUACGCCGUCGGGCGCCGCCCCGCCCCCGGCCGGGCCCCGCCGAGCGCGAGCCGCCAGCAGCCGGGCCAGCGCGCGUCCCUGCAGCCCAGCGAGCGGGAGGAGGAGCCGCCGCCGCGCCAGGGGCAGCCCGAGGAGCCGGAGAGGGCGCCCCAGGGGUUGCCCCCUCCCUCUGCUGAGAUGUCAGGAAGGAAGGGGCCAGCUGUGUCCUCCACAGGGGCCCCCUGGAGCCUGGGGGCCCCCGGCCCGGGAGCUCGGAGGUGGAGCACGUGCUGACAGGGAGGCUGAGGCGCCCCCGCCCCCAGGAGGGAAGUUAGCGGCAGUGUGGGACUGAACUCGGGUCUCUCCGGGACUCUGGACGGCGGCCUGUCCUCCACGCUGCGGGCCUCAGGUGCUCCGAGAGAUGCUCCCCCACCUCGCGUGCUCCCUCCCUGUCCUCCUCCUCCUCUUCCUCCUCCCCAGUGUCCCAGUGGAGCCCCAUCCCCCGCCCUCGACGCUGCCCCCGUUUCUGGCCCCUGAGUGGGACCUCCUGUCCCCCCGGGUAGCCCUGUCCAGGGGCACGCCCUCGGGGCCCCCUCUGCUCUUCCUGCUGGAGGCCGGGGCUUUCGGAGAGCCGGCCAGCGCCCCGGCCAACCGCAGUCGGCGUGGGGUGAGCGAGACGGCACCAGCGAGUCGCCGGGGGGAGCUGGCCGUGUGCGACGCGGUCAGCGGCUGGGUGACCGACCGCCGGACGGCCGUGGACUUGCGCGGGCGCGAGGUGGAGGUGCUGGGCGAGGUGCCUGCGGCGGGCGGCAGUCCCCUGCGCCAGUACUUCUUCGAGACCCGCUGCAAAGCUGAGGGCGCCGGGGAAGGCGGGGGCUGCCGAGGUGUGGACCGGAGGCACUGGGUGUCCGAGUGCAAGGCCAAACAGUCGUACGUGCGGGCACUGACCGCUGAUGCCCAGGGCCGCGUGGGCUGGCGAUGGAUCCGAAUCGACACUGCCUGUGUCUGUACCCUGCUCAGCCGGGGUGGCCGGGCCUGAGGCCGGAGCCCAGGAACCGGCCAGGCGGAGGAGAGAGCGAAGAGAACUGGAUCUGUGCGGAGGGACCUCGGGGGCGGCCUGGCUUGCUCAAGGGCCUGCGUUUGGGAACUUGCCGGAAUGGCGGCAAAAUCACAGCUGUGGGAGGAGUGAUGACACCACACGGAGUCCCGAGGAUGGGUUCGGGUCCUCCUGGAGGGACGGAGGGGAUUCACAGUGAAAGCAGCCAAUGCCCACCGAGCCAAUGCCCUCGCAUCAGCUGUUGAGGAUCCCACCGGCAGAGACCCUCGGUUCUAAGUUGCGGUCUCAGAGGACACUGGGUUGCCCACCUGGGAAGGAGGGACAAGUGGAUGGGGGAGGGGAGAGCCCGGGACACAGGGGCCAGCACCUGGAGGGCAUGGCACCUCAGUACCUGGGGGCGGGGAUUCAGACGAGAAACUGUGCUCCGUGCGAGGGGGCAGUUGUCAGUUUUGAGGUAGUGAGCCUCCCAUCACAGGGCCUGGGCAAGGCCAGGCUGCUGGGGAGGUCACCCCUGCGCAGAGGGCUGGAGUCAGGUUUCUGCCCCCAUUCCCUGUCCCAACCUUCACCCCGCACUGGGGAAGAAACACUAUACACACUUGA
Molecule: messenger RNA, 2680 nt
Organism: Oryctolagus cuniculus (rabbit)
Lineage: Eukaryota; Metazoa; Chordata; Mammalia; Lagomorpha; Leporidae
Source: RefSeq, a predicted model, not a curated record